This is a messenger RNA of Enhydra lutris kenyoni (northern sea otter), 1280 nucleotides long. RefSeq names its product glycine N-phenylacetyltransferase-like. The transcript is spliced from 7 exons. Lineage: Eukaryota; Metazoa; Chordata; Mammalia; Carnivora; Mustelidae. The record is from RefSeq and is a predicted model, not a curated record. Gene Ontology annotation, molecular function: glycine N-acyltransferase activity. Gene Ontology annotation, cellular component: mitochondrion.
AUGUGGGGAAGUGGGAAGUAGAAGGGGCAGGACCAAUAUAGCUCAGAGAAUGUUUUAUCCAAGUUUAGCCUAUUCUUGGUAGGGGCUAUUAAGAAGGGGUUGUAUGUUGAUUCAGUCUAGAGGAAGAAGAGACAUUUAACCAACAUUGAUUAACAAGCAGUUUGUUUUGAUCUAUCAGUGUGUGGCUCACAGCUCAGCUAAUCAUUUAUAAGGCAGAGAUCGAGAAUUUGGAGGAUUGGUGUCUGGCCUUGUCAUAGGUUAAGGGUAAGAUGUUCUACUUACAAGGCCCACAAGUGCUGCAGAUGCUAGAGAAAUCAUUGAGGAAGAGCCUCCCAGAGUCCUUAAAGGUUUAUGGGACUGUCUUCCACAUGAACCAAAGAAACCCAUUCAAGCUAAAGGCCCUGGUGGACAAGUGGCCUGACUUUACAACAGUGGUUAUCUGACCUCAGGAGGCGGAAAUGACAGAUGAUUUUGAUCACCACACCAACACCUACCAAAUCUAUUCUAAGAAUCCCCCAAACUGUCAAGAAUUCCUUGGCGCAUCGGGUGUCAUCAACUGGAAACAACAUUUGCAGAUCCAAAGUUCACAGUCCAGCCUGAACGAAGUGAUACAAAAUCUUGCAGCUGUUAAACUGGUCAAGGUUGAGCAACAACAAGGCAUUAUGUAUAUGUUGCCCGAGAGAGAAAGUAAACUGGUCCCUUCCUUGCUGGAGGCAAAGAACUUACCUCUUAAAUCUGGCAGAUGCAAAGUCAUUGCACUUAUCACUAUCCAAAACCAGCUUAUUUGUGAAUUUAUUGACGUUUCUGUUGUUGGAUUCCUCCCUUGCAACGAUUCAAACUCCACAAGAGCAGAGGACACUCUUCAUGGUGGUCACCACAACCAAGAGAUGUUUCAACUCUCCUCCCUGGAUGUUACCCAUGCUCCGUUGGUGAAUAAAUUCUGGCAUUUUGGGGGCAAUGAGAGGAGCCAGAGGUUCAUUGAGCGCUGCAUCCGGACCUUCCCCACCUUCUGCCUGCUGGGGCCCGAGGGGACCCCUUUGUCUUGGAGCCUGAUGGACCAGACAGGCGAGAUACGGAUGGGGGCUACUGUGCCUGAGUACCGGGGCAAGGGUCUCAUCUCCUAUCUCAUGGAUGUUCACAACCAUGCUCUGGACAAACUUGACUACCCUAGCUAUUACCAUACAGUCGUGACCAACAAAAUCAUACAGAAAAUUAGUCACAGUCUGAAUCAUAUCACCCUGCCCUGUAACUGGAACCAGUGGCACUGUGUGCCACUGUGA